Messenger RNA from Corythoichthys intestinalis (scribbled pipefish), 7504 nucleotides. RefSeq names its product arf-GAP with Rho-GAP domain, ANK repeat and PH domain-containing protein 1-like. Gene Ontology annotation, cellular component: cytoplasm. Gene Ontology annotation, biological process: regulation of cell shape; positive regulation of GTPase activity; signal transduction. Gene Ontology annotation, molecular function: GTPase activator activity; phosphatidylinositol-3,4,5-trisphosphate binding; protein binding. The transcript has 34 exons. The coding region runs from base 205 to 5010 and encodes 1601 amino acids. The record is from RefSeq and is a predicted model, not a curated record. Lineage: Eukaryota; Metazoa; Chordata; Actinopteri; Syngnathiformes; Syngnathidae.
AUGCCGCCUUCUUUCAAUUUGGGUCAGUGUGAGGCUGUUAAGUGUUUGCUGCUGUUUUUCAUCCGUGAGAAUAUGUACAUCGCUAUUUGACUCGGCGGUCGUUGAGAAGGAUGACUUGACAUCAAACUUGGAGCAAAGCUCACUUCACUCGACCGGUGACUAAAAGAGUGGACCAUGAUCUGAGGUGUGAAAGACUGCAUUGCCAUGUCUCAGUCAGAGUGUGAUGUCACUGUUUGGGACUGGUUAAGUGGGCUUCGUCUUGAACAGUAUUGCAAAGCCUUUCAGGCUGCAGGCCUGUCAGUCUUAUCAGAAUGCCAAAAUCUCACCCCAGACCUGUUGGAGCAAAUGGGAAUAUCUCUUCCAGGACACCGGAGACGGAUCCUGGCCAGCCUAAUCAAAACCCGAGAUGUACCUUCCUUGCAACUUGAGUCACAGUCAAUCUCUGUACAGGCUGUGAGAGAGGACCCAGAUCAACCUAUGGAGGAGAAUGGGCCUUCGAGUGGGAAUGCACUCUCUGUAAUUAAGGAAAAAGCUUCUCUAAAUGAAGCUGAGAAAGAAAAUGCAUGGACUCCUGAACCUGCACCCAGAGAAAGAGAUAAACCUGUCCCGAGGAACAGACAAGCAUGUAGGAUAAAGGAGGAAACUGGAGGAGCAGACAGGAUUACAAUAACUAUUCAAACUAAUGAAGUGGACGGGGUUGCAGAGAGAAAGUGUCCAGUUCCAAAGGAGAGGACACGUUUCCGCUCCAGUGCUCCAGUCCUAUCGGACUCUCAGUGCAGCUCCGUCAUUUUUCCAGCUAGCGAAACCUCUUUGCCACCAGUGCCCCCACGGAGCAACUUAAACUGCCCACCGCAACGCUUCACCGUGGCCUUGACACCCUCAGCACCAGUACAAAGCCCUACCUCACCUCAACACACCAAGUCCGCCGUCAAUGAGACAACUUUUCGGGUUCGAGCUUCGUCCUACAACUCAAGUCCAAACACAGCACAGGAAGCUGACCACCAAACCUGGGUCUCGCCCUGCCAAACUCAACAUCAGACAUGUUCCCUUCAAAUGCAUGCCCAGGAUUCAACACACAAUACAACACCAAAAAUGUGCCCCACGGGCCUCACUAUCACCCCCAGGGAAGAGAGAAAUGCCCCCCCUCUUCCUCCAAAAGUUGGCUCUACAACAAGAGUGCUCCCAAAAAUUCCAAGCAGGCAUCCUGCACUGUCUUCAAGAAUUGAAAGUGCCCCUUCCAGCAAGACUGAUGAAUUCCUUCAAGACCAAAUUCCAAGUGCACCACUUCGUACCAUGACUUCCUCUAAUCAAGAGGUUAAGCAGUCGAACGAACCUGCUCCUCAAGCAGCUCUGCUUGGUAAAGGAGUCUCCCACCUUCCGACUCAGACAACAUUGUUGCCACCGGAUAAUGAUUCUGAUGACUCUGAAGAAUCAGACGCAUGUUAUGCCAGGGUUCAUGCAGUGAAAGAUGAGAGGGAAAUGUCCCUGCAAGUACCUCUUUCAGCAAAGAGACGAUACGCUUCUUUAUGCAGUGAUGACGAACUAUUGGAUGAUGAUGAUCCUGGUGUCUGGGAAGAACCAGGCUUUAACAGCCUACAAUGCAGCAUCUUUCUGCCUAACACAAGCAGAAUGGAGUCACCUCCGAAAGAAGACAGCUCCCAGCUCGCAGCUGUCAUCAAGAUGGGCUGGCUUGACAAGAAUCCACCGCAGGGGGCCCUUUAUUAUCAGAGGCGAUGGGUAAAGCUUGAUGUUGACUACCUGAGAUAUUUUGACAGUGAUAAGCAAGUAUAUUCUAAAGGGAUCAUCUCGACUGCAUCAAUAACUAAUGUGGCAAGUGUGGGAGAGCUGAAGUUUGAGGUCAUCACAAGCAACCGCACAUUUAUCUUCAAGGCUGAAAGUGAUGCUGAGAGAAACGAGUGGGUGACGCUGCUACAGGACUGCACAAGGGGGCGCCAGAGGCGCAGUGCAUUGAUGCCUGGCUCACCUUUGAAUCCAGAGUUUAAAGGCUAUUUGGAGCUCAAAGGAUUACGCUCCAAACUCUAUACAGUUGUGGCUUCAGAUAAGGUCUUUCUCUACAAAAACAUAGAGGACUACCGUAUUGGAGUGGGAAUCACUUCAAUUGAGAUGAAUGUAGGAAAUGUUAAGGUCACUGACCGCCGAACCUUCGAUCUUACCACACCUUACCGCAUUUUCAGCUUUAUAGCAGAAUCAGAACAACUGAAAGAUCAGUGGGUGGACGCAAUGACUGAGGCCAUAGGAGAGGCUUUGUCCAAUAGUGAGGUCGCUGAUCGAAUAUGGGUGGAGCCAAGCAACAGUUUCUGCGCCGAUUGUGGAGCGCCGAAACCGGAAUGGGCUGCAAUCAACUUGUGUGUCGUGAUUUGCAAGCGAUGUGCAGGAGAGCACAGAGGACUCGGCCCCAGCAUCUCAAAGGUUCGGAGUCUGAAAAUGGAUAGAAAGGUUUGGACCGUGGAGCUUAUACAGGUGUUCCUGUUACUUGGCAACAAGCGUGUUAACAGUUUCUGGGCAGCAAACAUCCCACCGAGUGAGGCUCUGUCGCCCUCAAGCUGCAGUGAUGACCGGCGGCGUUUCAUCACGAACAAGUACCGCCAUGGCAAAUAUAGGAAGUACCACCCUCUGUAUGGAAACCAGAAAGAGCUGAAUAACGCAUUAUGCAUUAAUGUGCAGUGCAGUGAUGUGCUGGAGACAUUAAGCCUAAUUUUCUGUGGCGCAGAUGUAAAUUGUUCAACUGGCAUGGCCAGUUGUCCUACUCCUCUCUCACUAGCCAACACGUACUCGCAACCCUUGCAAGCUGUAUUACUGAGCCACAAUCUGAACACAGAACUUCCUCAUUCAGAGGUGGAUAGUGCCAUGGAAGAAGUGCACUUUCCAUCUCCAACUUGUGUGUAUCACAAUGGCUUUCUGUUCAAGACUGGAUCUAUGGCUCGGGCUUUUGCAGAGCGCAAGACCAGAGAGGAGUUCAGCCGUCGCUGGUGUACACUCAAUGACGGCAUUUUCAGCUACUACGAGAGUGACAAAAACUCUAAUCCUAAUGGGGCUCUGAAAGCGUCAGAAAUAGUUUGCUUGGCUGUGGACGCACCUGAGAAACAUGGGUACGAGCACACUUUUGAGCUCUACUCAGAAUCAGAUCGUCUCUAUCUCUUUGGCACCGAUGACCCAAACAGCCACAAAGAAUGGGUCAAGUCCAUUGCCAAGUGCUUCAUCCCUGCAAAAGCUGAGCCUUUAUUGAGGUUGGGCUUUGAGCGAAUUGGGCGACUGAAAUGUAAGGAUGGCCUGAACCUACAAACAUCCAAGGUGGGCUGGUUUGCCUUGGUGGGCUCUACCCUUCAUGCUUACCUGGAGGACAGCCAUGAAGAAGAGAUACACCUUCGUAAACUGAAUGAGCUCUCAAUCCAGCAAGAUAAUGAAGUGUUAGUUUUGGUGGAGCGAGGGAGAACGCUGUACAUAGAGGGAGAGAGGAAGUUGGACUUCACUGGCUGGUGUGCUGCCAUACAGUCUGCUGCAGGGAGUGGAGGAGACACUCUGAGUCAGCAGCAGCUGACCGAUACAGAUAUACCAGUCGUAGUGCACAGCUGUAUUGACUACAUCACACAGUGUGGCUUAACAUCCGAGGGGAUAUAUCGCAAGAGUGGCGUGAACUCGCGCGUUGCAGCUCUAUGCGAGAGAUUUCGCCAAGAUGCCCGAAGCCUCCGUCUGAAGGAAGGUGAGCACCAGGUGGAUGACGUCUCCAACACACUCAAGCGCUUCUUCAGGGAGUUAGGAGAGGGGCUAUUCACAUCUGAAGAUGGCGGCACCUGGCUUACUACAUCUGCCAUUCAGGAUGAAAGUAUCAAAAUCUCCCAGUAUCAGGCGCUUUUGAACAAACUGCCUCGUGUUAACAGGGCGACGCUACGGGCCCUUAUCAAUCACUUGUAUUGUGUGCAGCGGUUCUCUGAGCUGAAUCAAAUGAAUCUCCAUAACUUGGCCAUCGUGUUUGGCCCUACGUUGUUCCAGACAGAUGGAAAGGACUACACGGCAGGCCGUGCCAUCGAGGAACUCAUACAGUACUACACGCAAAUCUUUGAGGUGGAUGAACAACAGCUGAAGAAACAGUUGGAAGAGAUCACAGUUAUCAUUCAAGUGCGAGAAAAAUUGAACACAAAAUUUCCUAGCACUGAACCCGGUGGGCAUUUCAUCUGCACGGUUUACUUGGAAGAAAAGAAGGACACUGCCGAGCAACAUGUAAAGAUCCCCGCAUCUAUGACGUCUGCAGAAUUGACUUGUGAGAUAUUGGACAGGCGCAACAUUCCUGUUAAAGACAAAGAGUACUGGAACUGCUGGGAGGUCAUUGAUAAGGAAGAAAUGGAACGUCCUCUGCAUUAUCGAGAGCGAGUCUUACCCAUCCUUCACUCCUUUGGCACUGACUCCCAUCUGCUCAUCAAGAAACACAUCGCAAUGGAAGCAAUGAUGAUCUACCUGGCCAAUAAGGUUGACCCAUCCAAACAUGGCAUGAUGAAAUUCCGAGAAGAACGAAGCAUCCUGGGCCUGGGGUUGUCUUCCGGCAGUUUCCACGACCGAUAUUUCAUCCUCAACUCCAGCUCACUGCGGAUGUACAAGGAAGUCAGAAGUAACCGUCCGGAACGUGAUUGGCCAGUCAGGAACCUGAGAGUCUUCCUUGGUAUCAAGAAGAAGCUCCGUGCCCCAACAUGUUGGGGCCUCACUGUCAUCUAUGAGAGUAAGAAACAAGAGAAGGCUGAGCGACAGCAGUGGUAUCUUUGCUUGGAAACUCAGCCAGAAAUGAGGGAGUGGUAUGCUACUUUUUUGAGCAUCCAGAACGACGGCGACGUGUGGCCCCAGGACGGACUCCAGCCGAGCCGCAUGAGCCGCGCGUUGCCGGACACGCGUCACGGUAACGUGUCACUGAUACCGCUGCGUGGCAGUGAGAAUGAGAUGCGGAACAGCGUAGCAGCUUUCAGCCAAGAUCCGCUUGCUCUUUUUAGAGACGUUCGAUAAUGGAGGCUGCAAGAAAGGGCGGGUGUUUGGCGUCACCAGGUGACCUCUCCACACUCCAGUGACAUCAUCAGCAUGUGACACUGCAGACAGGAAUGAAGAAACUGGAGCAAGUGAACUAGACCAAACUCGAAUGGACAAGACGGCCAUUAUUCCCAGUGCAGAGUCGAAGCUUACACUUGAAUGUGCUUUCGACACUUUAAUGGCAUGUGAUGGUCUCCUGAAUGGCCUUGUAACUUGGCAAGAGUCAAAUACACGCAUGUGUGUGCGUGCGCCACGUGAUACCACAUUGGAUCUUGGACCAGAAGCAUUAAGACAUCUUGAAGGAAAUUUAAAUUCCCAUUAUGUACAAAGUAUUUGUUUUGAAGGAUUACCUUGAAGACACCAGUGUUGUUUUUUAAUUGUGAAUUCUAUUCUCUUGAUGUUUUUUUCUUCUUCUUUUUAAAUACAAAACUGUAAAAGUAAUCCUGCAGUGAAAAUGCAAUCAAUGUGUUUGUUAGUAAAACAAUGUGACGGCAGAGGUGGUCUCAACUUCUGGUAAGGCCACAUAUUGCAACCUCAUUUGAAAACAUUAAGCCGCCUUCCUUGUAAACUAAUCACGCGAUACAACUGUAAAGAUUUUUUUCUUUUUCAGUGAUUUAUGGAGCAAAUCGUUUAAAUAUUUGCCUGACUGAACUUGACUGGCCACCAAUUGAGUGUAUGGCAUGUGCGUUAGUCCCCUGUUGCGUACUUAUUUAUUUUGGCUACGACGGAUGCAUGUUUGUUUUUUGUUGUUGUUUUUUAACGUUAAAAAUUGUUUGUGUGUGUGUGUGUCUGCGUGUGCAUUGAAGCCCGACAGCCCUCGUGUCAAUUUAUUUGCUGCCAUGCGCUACAAUUAUAAUAAAUAAAUUGUAUAAAUCCUUCUCAUCCAUUUGGAUAAAAUGAAAGUUAUUUUUCCUGCUAAACUUAUCCAACGUCAAGUGUUGUAUGCGACUUGUGGCCUUUCUCUUAUGAUGAGAAUAAUACAGAUGAAUGUUACUGCCAUUCUGGCUCUUAUUUAUUGACAUUUGUUGGUACAAGUAGUUUUGUUGACUGUUCAAGUUAAAGGUCAAACUUUCAUAAGUGUACUUAACAUGAAUGCCCAUUUAAAAAAAAAAAAAAGAUGCAGAACUUAAUGCUUAAUCACUCUUCUUUUUAAUCAGUAAAUUGUAGACACUGCUGAGAUAUUUUAAUGUAUUGUCAAAAUAUAUACUGCAUACAAUGUGUACCUUUUUUGGAACUUUCAACUCUAAUAAACACUGCCAAUGGUGUGUUUGUGUUCCAGCCGGAGCAUAGAAUGACUCUUUUUAAAAGGUUAAUGUACUCUACCUGAUGGCAUUUUACUUUGUUAUUAAAACACAAAUUGUAUGAGGUCUCUGAAAAGCCAAGCUGGCCCUUGGGAACAUGUGCACACACAUAUGAUAUAUGCACAAUGUGACAACUGUUAACAAAGUUUCCUGGCUUUUUUUUUUUAUUGCCAUAAAGUGGAGCCUAUGGAUGUGCCUGAAGAAGGAUGUUGUAGGGAUGUAUGUAAUAGGAAGGCGUACCGUAAUCAUGCAAGGAUGUCGAGAUUUGUGCGUUUUGAGUGAUUCAUGGUGGUCCACUAGUUCUAUGGCUAUGGCCAUAAGCAGAAGUGACACAUCAGGGUCAGCGUGUACCUCAAGACAUACACCGGAUAGUCCCCGCCAGGGACCUGCACACACUAGGAGACCUUCACAUUUUCCACACACACAGGAGACCCACUGGGGUUAAACACAGUGGGAUGCAUAAUUGUAUGCGCUCGUGCAUUUCAAAUGGCCUUUACUAUAUAGGUCAUAGCAGCACUUGCAUAAAUCAGAGGCAUUGAGACAGAAGAGUGCUGUACAAAGGGGACACAAAUGGAAGGCAGAGAUAAAGUUAAAGCCACCUUCGGGGCACUUUGGGCUCACGUGGGUCAACUGGAUGUGCACCUGUGGGUGUUCGCGUCCUUCAUUUCGACUCAGGCACGCAUGCUGAGAGCAGUGUGGGAAAGACUCGUGCGGCCGUGUUGUGCUUCAGCAGCAGAUAUUUAGCUUUUACACUCAACAGGGUGAGGUGGAAAUGAUGCAAAGCUACCAUUGCUAGAAAUUGAAAAAGCCUGACAUGGUGUAAGUCUAGUUGUGCUAAAUUUGGGUGACAUUUGAACGGCUCUCAACAUCCUUUUUAUAUACUGCUAAUCCUGUUCAAGGUCGCGAAGAGCUGGAGCCGAUCAUGGCUGACGAAAACAGACCUAACACAGUUGUCAAACAAAAAUCCUCUAUUCCCACUUCGGAGUUCAGAUUUUUUUUUUUUUUUUUAAAUACAGCUUUAAUUAUUUCCCCCCUCCUCUUUCCGCACUGAACAUUCUUUGCCCAUAGGGCACAUUCGUGCUUUCAAUAAGGGUCUAGUUGUUGGUCCAUUGCCCUAUUUCAGCACCUGCUCUUCCAAAUGUCUGUACACGCAUUGCUUUUCAGUCUCCCAC